AUGCCUCCUCGUAUCCCAACCAGGGUGUUCACAUCCCUACCCUUCGGCCCAAACUCAGUGGCCAGCUCGUCCACCCUUCCUCCACCUCCCCGUCCGUCUUCCCCCGAAAUCUCUAAACGAUCGAUACAUACCAGCGGUAGACCCGGUCCACCAACCUACCCACUAGAAAGAUGUCCUCGCAGACUAUCAGAUCCUAGAUCGCAGCGAUCGGUAAGCUCACAACACCUCCGCUCAUUUCACGCCUCGGCGCCAUCGAGAGCUUCUGCCAAAGACCCAUACCAGGUACUAGGCGUCAAGAAGGAUGCAACUGCCAGUGACAUCAAGAAGGAGUACUACCAGCUGGCCAAGAAGUGGCAUCCCGACUCCAACAAGGAGAAGGGGGCAAAUGAGCGGUUCAUGGAGAUUCAAGCUGCUUACGAUAUACUAUCGGACGAUAAGAAGAGGCAAGCAUACGACCAGUACGGCUCGGCAUCCCAGCAAGAAGGCUUCGAUCCCAACUUCGCUCGCGGCGCAGGCGGGUUUGGCGGGUUCCAGGGCUUCGGCGGUGGAUUCGGCGGGCAGGCAGGGAACGCUGGAGACCUCUUCGAACAGCUGUUCGGCGGUGCUUUCGGCGGCGGAGGCGGAGGUAGUCCCUUCGGUCCAGGCGGCGGACAGCGGCAACGCCCGUCAAAGGGCGACGAUCUCGAAACGGUCAUCUCCCUCUCUUUCCUCGAAGCGUGUAACGGUAUCUCGCGCAAGAUCAACAUCACUCCCGUCGUCGACUGCAAGCCAUGUACCGGCUCCGGUCUCAAGCCCGGGGAGAAGAAGACAACCUGUGCGACAUGUCGGGGAACGGGACAGCAGGCGUUCCAGGUCCAAGGGAUGUUCAUGGCGUCGACGUGCCAAACAUGUGGUGGAGCAGGGAGCAGUAUACCCCGGGGAGCGAGGUGUGGGGAGUGUGAGGGUGUCGGGCGGGUCAAGGAGCGGAAGGAGGUCGAGGUGGAUAUACCCGCAGGAGUGGAGGAUGGGAUGAAGGUCAAGAUGCCGGGUAUGGGGGAUAUGCCGCUCGGAUCGACUGGACCACCAGGCGAUCUCUUCAUCCGAGUCAAUGUCAAGCCGUCGGCGGUGUUCAGGCGACAAGGGACUAACCUGUACCAUGACGCCAAGGUGCCGCUGCACACUGCACUGCUGGGUGGGCGGGUGCGGAUCCCCACGCUGGAGGGAGAUGUCGAAGUGCGAGUACGGGAAGGUACGCAGAACGGAGAGGAGGCGGUAUUGAAGGGCAGGGGAGUGAAGAGUGUGUAUCCCCAACGAGGGAGGGAUGCGAGGGGUGAUCUGAUUGUUGGCUGGAGGAUACAGAUCCCAAGAUCCCUCUCUGGACUCCAAAAGAAGAUCAUGCAAGCCUACGCAGACGACGUUGAGGGCCGCAACCCCGAGAUCCACUUCGGAUCGCUCCCCUCAUCCCCCUCAUCACCUAUCGACUCGUCAUCACCUUCUCCGUCCCAGUCAACACCACCUUCCCGCUCUACCGGUUCUUCAGCGUCCUCGUUCAAGGAAGACCAAGGUAAAUCCUCCUCCUCCUCAUCCUCAUCAUCGGCUCCAUUCGUCGAGACCGAGACCCGCUCCUCCCCUUCCUCGCGCGCGGCCGAGCCGAGCGUGUUGGAGAACAUCGCUUCGGCAGUCGGUGGUGCGCUGGGCUGGGCCGAGUCGUUCUUUGGCAGCGGCAAGGGGAAGGGGAGGAAGUAG
Molecule: messenger RNA, 1725 nt
Organism: Dioszegia hungarica
Lineage: Eukaryota; Fungi; Basidiomycota; Tremellomycetes; Tremellales; Bulleribasidiaceae
Product: putative DNAj protein
Exons: 4
Coding region: 1-1725 (574 amino acids)
Biological process (GO): protein refolding; response to heat
Cellular component (GO): cytoplasm
Molecular function (GO): ATP binding; heat shock protein binding
Source: RefSeq, a predicted model, not a curated record